AUGACCCGCAUACAACGUGACCUCUCAGGAUCACCUCAUCAAGCCAACUAUCUCGAACCGAACGGAGAGGUCCCGAUGAUUCGACGUGCUAUUGGCAGGGUGCCGCAUGUAUGCAUCGUGGGAGCCGGCGCAGCGGGGCUUCGUUGCGCAGAUGUAUUGCUCCAGCAGGGUGUGAAAGUCACGAUUCUAGAAGGCCGGAAUCGCAUUGGUGGAAGGUUAUGUCAAAGCAGCUCCCUAGGACAUAUGGUCGAUCUCGGUCCAAACUGGAUACAUGGAACGGAUGACAACCCUUUCCUCGAUCUGGCUAAGAAAACGAAGACAGAGAUCAUGACGUGGGAUGGCCGACAAGCAGUUUUCGACCAAUAUGGGGCAGAAACACCGCUCAAAGAGGCGACUGAGAACUCCGAACUCGUCUGGACCAUCAUCGAGCAAGGCAUGCGGUACUCUAAUGAGAACACCGCAGAUAUCCCUGUAGAAAAGAGCUUGUACGACUUCUUCGAGGAGAAAGUGAAGGAGUUAAUUCCGUCAGUAUUGGAGAACGAUCAAGUCGCCGAAAAGAAGCGCGAUACGAUUCUCAAGAUGUCUGAGAUGUGGGGGGCUUUCAUAGGUACUGCCGUUCAGAAGCAAAGUCUGAAGUUCUUCUGGCUAGAAGAGUGUAUCGAUGGGGAGAAUCUUUUCGUUGCGGGGACUUAUCACAAGAUACUUAACGUUAUAGCGCAGAAUGCUCUUCAGAACGCUGAGAUACAGUUUGAGAAGAAGGUCGCAAGUAUAGAUUCUCAUGGUACUGAAGAAGAGCCUGCCGUUUCAGUUCGGCUAGAUAAUGGCGAGAAGCUCAACUUUGACGAAGUGGUGAUGACAGCACCAUUGGGAUGGCUCAAAAAGCAUAAGGAUGAUGCAUUUUCGCCUGAUCUUCCGAGUAGACUGAAGCAGGGGAUCGACUCGAUAGGAUACGGUCACUUAGACAAAGUCUACAUGACCUUUCCCAGCGCAUUCUGGAACGAAUCUAAUUCCGAUACAACAUUAACACCACCACCUCCUCCAACUUUAUCGCCAAACGUACCCGCUACAACCGCCCCCCUUAAUCAACCAACUCCACCAACCGUGAAUCCAAAUCACUACCCAGGCUUCGCACAAUGGAUAUCGCCGUACUACGCCCCAGAAACCAAUCCCUCCCACUGGAGCCAAGAAUGCGUGAACUUGGCAGCGCUUCCCCCAGCGACGGCUCACCCAACCCUCCUCUUCUACACCUACGGUCCAACAUCUCUCCACAUCGCCUCCGUCCUCUCCUCGACGCCCGAAUCCACACACGACAAAUUCCUCCAAGACUUUUUCACCCCGUACUACUCCCGCCUGCCAAACUACUCCCCCUCCGACCCUUCGUGCAAGCCCGCCGCCAUCCUCGCCACAGCGUGGGCUAACGACGAAUUGGCUGGAAACGGAAGCUACGCGAACUUCCAGACGGGGCUGGAGCGGGGCGACGAGGAUGUCGAAGUUAUGAGGAGGGGUCUCCCGGAGAGGGGGUUGUGGCUCGCGGGUGAGCAUACGGCGCCGUUCGUUGCGCUUGGGACGGUGACUGGGGCGUAUUGGGCUGGAGAGGGGGUCGGGAAGAGGAUACUGAAGGCGUAUGGACUGGAUGGGAAGAGUACGUGA
Aaosphaeria arxii CBS 175.79 is the source of this 1650-nucleotide messenger RNA. RefSeq names its product amine oxidase. The record is from RefSeq and is a predicted model, not a curated record. The transcript is spliced from 4 exons. Bases 1 to 1650 code for a protein of 549 amino acids. Gene Ontology annotation, molecular function: oxidoreductase activity. Lineage: Eukaryota; Fungi; Ascomycota; Dothideomycetes; Pleosporales.